Sparassis crispa is the source of this 1422-nucleotide messenger RNA. RefSeq lists its product as hypothetical. The transcript is spliced from 4 exons. The coding region runs from base 1 to 1422 and encodes 473 amino acids. The record is from RefSeq and is a predicted model, not a curated record. NCBI's taxonomy places the organism in Eukaryota, Fungi, Basidiomycota, Agaricomycetes, Polyporales, Sparassidaceae.
AUGGACAACACAGAAAAUGGGAUCCAGCAGUAUCAGGCCCGCAGUGGCAUGCUGCCCCGGAACGGUCCUCAGAGCCCGAUGCUCCCCGCCCAGCAGACGCCGCAGAUGAGCUUCCGGGGCCUUGCGCGGUCACCGAGCCAGCCGGGCUCUCCUGCUCCGAACACGAUCGCGGGGAGCCCGUCCAUGAACGCUGCCCGCCAGGCAUCGGGCAUGGCGGCGCAGGCCCUGGCGAAUGAAGUGAACCAGCAGCUGAACCGGAUCCCCGCUCCGGUUUUGAAUCAGAUCAAAGAGGAGGUGGGGCUGGCGGACAUGGAUUACCCGUCGCUGACGACGAAGGAUAAACAACGCAUGUUAACUGUGGCUAAACAACGAACGAUGAGACUAGGGCAACCGGGACAAGCGCAGCUACCCCCGAUGACACCCAUGGCGCCGUUCCCGCACCCAUCGCAGCAUGGAGGACCGGUAGGCCCACACCAGAUGAUUCCCGGCAUGGUGGGUCGGCCAAUGGGUGGCUUCCCGGGCCAGCCAGGGAUGCCGAACACGUUGACGAUGCCAUUGGGCACGACCAUGAGCCCCGGGAUGAUGAACCACCCGAUGACGCCACAGCAGGUGCAGCACGUGCAGCAGCUGCAGUACAGGCAGUCGAUGCAAAACCUGCACAAGACCGGCAUGCAACAUUCGGGGAUGGGCAACAUGGUGCCGGGUGGCAACGCUGCGUCGCCGUCAGCGGGAGAGGGAGGGUUCAUUUCGGACGGGCCGCAGUCGCGGCCAGGGACUGCACAGUUCUCUGGUGCACCCAGUGCGAACAGCAGGAUGGGCCCGAAGCCCUUGGGUAUGAUGCCACCGCCCUCACCAAGCCAGAACCCUAAACCCGGCCAGAAAGACGCCAGCGGCGCCAAUGAGACGUCAGCACCGAACGGGCGCCUCGACUCGUCACCACAGACGGGUGCACCAGGACCAGGGCAGGGAUCUGCGCCGGGUUCUGUACCAAGCACCCAUACGGGCCCGCCCACCCCGAACUCGUCUGGCAAUAUGACCGCCCCAUCUCCCUCGGCGAUGAACGCGUCGACGCCGUCGAUGAACGCGGACCACGCGCCGGCCCCCUCCACUACGGACUCGAUCCUGGGGGGCCUGUUUCCGCCGGACUUCAUGCCCCAUAACGGCCUGGACGAUUUCGAUCCGUCGAUCUUCCGACCUGACGGUGAACUCAACUUUGACCGGGACUUUGGAGGCUGGUUCAAUUCAGAUAGCAUCGGAGGGUUGGACAUGGUGAUGCCAGUGGAUCGAGCCAGCAGUGCCGUAGCUAGUGUCGAAGAGUUGGCGGAUAACGUUGCGGAGUUAGAUCUGGCCUCUGAUGCAGUUGCGUGUCGUCCCUGUUCGGCACGUACUCAACGAUCAACGAUUCCGCCAGUGCGAUGUUGA